This is a messenger RNA of Lottia gigantea (owl limpet), 530 nucleotides long. RefSeq lists its product as hypothetical. NCBI's taxonomy places the organism in Eukaryota, Metazoa, Mollusca, Gastropoda, Lottiidae. The coding region runs from base 18 to 479 and encodes 153 amino acids. The record is from RefSeq and is a predicted model, not a curated record. Gene Ontology annotation, molecular function: protein binding. The transcript is spliced from 4 exons. Gene Ontology annotation, biological process: cell differentiation; multicellular organism development.
GCUAGCCGACUUGAAUCAUGUUGAAAAUUGUCGCUCUUGCUCUUGUCUCCACAGUUGUGGUACUGGGUCAGACAUUUCCCCAUACUGACCACUCCGAGCACCAUCACGGUACAUCAAUCUGUGCCUUUAUCGGCAACGCUGACUGUUCUAUCUUCGCCCCUCAUACAGUAUGUGGUACUGAUGGCAAGACCUAUAACAGCAAAUGUGAUUUCUCCAAGGCCCACUGUAUUUCUGCCGAUCUACAUGUAGUUCACAAUGGAACUUGCGACCCCACAAUUGAUAAGGUUCCAAAUGUCCACGGAAACGAACUUGUUCAUCAAUUCUUCUGCGCCAAUCUCCAGCAUUCCAAAUGUGGCACCGACUUCGAAAUUGUUUGUGGCACCGAUUUGGUCACUUAUGAUAACUUAUGUUUGUUUGAGAAAGCCAGAUGUAGCAAUGUCAAGCUCAAUGUCUACACGUACCAAGCCUGCCCCACAUAAUAACACUGUUUUUAAUCUUCAACUGAAAUAAAAUGAUUCUUUAGACUUCUC